Messenger RNA from Myripristis murdjan (pinecone soldierfish), 630 nucleotides. RefSeq names its product ribosomal protein S14 (gene rps14). NCBI's taxonomy places the organism in Eukaryota, Metazoa, Chordata, Actinopteri, Holocentriformes, Holocentridae. Gene Ontology annotation, biological process: translation. Gene Ontology annotation, cellular component: ribosome. Gene Ontology annotation, molecular function: structural constituent of ribosome. The record is from RefSeq and is a predicted model, not a curated record. Bases 122 to 577 code for a protein of 151 amino acids. The transcript has 5 exons.
AGAAGAAAAAAGGAAACUGCGUGACGGCGCCAGCACUUCCGGGUCAGAGUCUUCAUUUUGGACCCCGGAAGCGGAAGCUCUUUCCUUUUCUGUUUCUGCUUGGAAGAGACGCACAGAGACCAUGGCUCCUCGCAAAGGGAAGGAGAAGAAGGAGGAGCAGGUGAUCAGCCUGGGUCCUCAGGUCGCCGAGGGAGAAAAUGUGUUCGGAGUCUGCCACAUCUUCGCCUCCUUCAACGACACCUUCGUCCACGUCACCGACCUGUCCGGGAAGGAGACAAUCUGCCGCGUGACCGGCGGGAUGAAGGUGAAGGCGGACAGAGACGAGUCGUCGCCGUACGCCGCCAUGUUGGCAGCGCAGGACGUGGCACAGCGCUGCAAGGAGCUGGGCAUCACCGCCCUGCACAUCAAACUGAGAGCCACCGGAGGAAACAGAACGAAGACCCCCGGCCCCGGGGCCCAGUCGGCGCUGAGGGCCCUCGCCCGCUCUGGCAUGAAGAUCGGACGCAUCGAGGAUGUGACUCCCAUCCCGUCAGACUCCACCAGGAGGAAGGGCGGUCGCCGCGGGCGCCGUCUGUAAACUGUUUCUGCUGGACUUUUUUUUUCCAAACAAUAAACCAACAGUUAACUGAG